GGUCCUGCCUGGCGCGGGCCCCGCCCUUGCAGCGGACUGCGGUGCUCAGCCUUCUUGAGCAAUUGCUGGGGCUCACUCUGGGAGGGAGCCAGGUGAGCUGACCCGAAAGCAGGAUGCUCCAGCGACCCUCGGAUCCGCGACGCUCUCUUGCUAGGCCCAAGUCCACCUGAGCAGCCGAGAUUGGAAAAGCGGUGCAUGGCGAGAUAUGGGAGGGAGAGCCAAGGCCAGCGAGGAGUGAACCGGGUCAAGAGAAGGACGAUCGUUUGGGGGGGAAGGGGAAGGGCGCCUGUGCAUGUCUGUCUGUCUGUCUGUCUGUCUGUGGUCAUCUACUGUCAGUGCUGGCCUCUAUGCCCGCACAGAGACGAAGUGUUGCCAUAGGGUCUCUUCCUUUGGGUCUUGCUGAUUGUGUCUAUUUGUGCCGGUGUCUUGGCCACUGUGGGCCAGUCUACAUCAGUGCAUGGUAAAUUAUUGCAGGAAUUGUUAGGCCUACAUGGCUGGUACUCUUCUCUCAGCAGCCUGGAGGCCGGUCCCUGAUCACCAUGGAAUUGCCUCUAAGCCAAGCUACCCUCCGGCACACACUGCUGCUCCUUCCUGCCCUCUUAAGUUCAGUGCCUCCCAGCGGCUGCCUGCUGUGUUCCAGGUCAAGGGGAGCUGGCGCCGCAAAUUGAUGGUCAGACCUGGGCUGAGAGAGCGCUUAGGGAGAAUGAGCACCAUGCCUUCACCUGUCGGGUUGCAGGAGGUUCUGCCACUCCCCGAUUAGCCUGGUACCUGGAUGGACAGCUACAGGAGGCCACCACCUCCCGACUGCUGAGUGUGGGUGGGGACGCCUUCUCUGGAGGAACCAGCACUUUCACUGUUACUGCCCAGCGCUCCCAACAUGAGCUUAACUGCUCCCUGCAGGACCCAGGGAGUGGCCGGCCAGCCAAUGCCUCUGUCAUCCUCAAUGUGCAAUAUUAUUCUCUGCUCUGCUCUAGUCAAACCAGAGAUUGCCCAGGUUGGAGCCAAAUACCAGGAAGCUCAGGGCCCAGGCCUUCUGGUUGUCCUGUUUGCCCUGGUGCGGGCCAACCCACCUGCCAAUGUCACCUGGAUUGACCAGGAUGGGCCAGUGACUGUCAAUGCCUCUGACUUCCUGGUGCUGGAUGCUCAGAACUAUCCCUGGCUCACCAACCACACUGUGCAGCUGCAGCUCCGGAGCUUGGCACACAACCUCUCGGUGGUGGCCACCAAUGACGUGGGUGUCACUAGCGCUUCCCUUCCAGCUCCAGGGCUCCUGGCCACACGGAUAGAAGUGCCACUGCUGGGCAUCGUUGUGGCUGGAGGACUUGCCUUGGGCACUCUAGUGGGGUUCAGUACCUUGGUGGCCUGCCUGGUCUGCAGGAAAGAGAAGAAAACAAAAGGCCCCUCCCGGCGUCCUUCUCUGAUAUCUAGUGACUCCAAUAACCUGAAACUGAAUAAUGUGCGCCUGCCACGGGAGAACAUGUCCCUCCCAUCCAACCUUCAGCUCAAUGACCUCACUCCAGAUCUCAGAGGGAAAGCAACAGAGCGGCCAAUGGCUCAGCAUAGCAGCCGUCCAGAGCUUCUAGAAGCCGAGCCUGGUGGCCUCCUCACCAGCCGAGGUUUCAUCCGUCUCCCGAUGUUGGGCUACAUCUACCGUGUGUCCAGUGUAAGCAGUGAUGAGAUUUGGCUCUGAGCUUGAUGGUGAGGCAUGAGGCCCAGGUGGCCUGUGGACUCCCCAGAGUGCCCACCCUGGUGUCUCCUUCAAGCUUUCCUCUGCCUGUCCCUGUUGUGACCAUGAAGAAACCAUGUCACUGCCAUCUGGCCUGCCUGGCAAGGAUACCCUGUGGGUCAUGCAUGUGUAUUUCUUUGCACUCUAACCUGCAAGGCAUGGGUACCCUUGGCAGACCCCUGGUCGGAACUAGCCCCUUGCACUCACUGAGUUUGGGGCCCUGCAUGUGAUAACCUGGUCCAGGCACACAGAACCCUGGCCAGGUGCGUUCAGGUGUCACCCAACAUCUAAGAGAUGGGCCUAUUAUAUGUCCUACCUUAGUAUCCUCUGCACCUUGUGCACAUAGGCAGAGAGAUGCCUAUGUGGGGGACAGGAGGGUCCCUGCACAACUCAGAUGUCCUUCCUAUGCUAUGCAGCUUUGUUCCCUCAGGGAAAACUUAGCCCCUGCUCUAUGUAUACAACCAAACUGCCCUUUGCUCAGGAACCAGCCCCUUGCCCAGGGACCUGGCCAAGCACAAAUAAGUCCCUUUUGCUGCAUAUCUUUCUACCCUUUUGUCCCCACCUCCUCUUGGGUAUCAUCGGUCAUACCCUAGACCUUCUUCACUGGGCAUUAGACCCCCCAUUGGUUGGGGCCUGCAGGUGCCAGCUUUUGAUGUUAGCACAAGAUGAGCAAGAAGAGGUGACCGGUGGGCUGGCUCCCAGGACGACAUGUAGCUCUGCAUCGUUUUGUACAAGUGUCUGCAUUUUAAGCACAUUCCCCGGAAGGGAGGAAGGCCCAGGGCCUUCCUGGGUUCCCCAUGUUCGGCCUUCCGCAAUUCACUGUGAGUGUUCUGAGCACUGAGGAUUGGUGGUUGCCCUCUCUGCAUGUCUCUCCCACCAUGCAGCCUCAUUCUCCACCGAGCCUGGCUGCCCCAUCCUAUUCUUUAGGGGAUGGUCACAGUUGGGUAUAUAAUCCAACAGGGCCAGAAGCUUUAGGGGGGACAGAGAAAGCAGGAGCCCACUGAGCUCCGAAGAGCUAAUACUUUUUAAAAAGCAACCUGAAAACGACUGGCGACCAUCAGAGUGCGGCGUCUAUUCUCCCUUCUUCGUAUCUUGUUUUGUAAUUUUUCUCAUGUUACUGGUUAGGGCAGUUGCUACACACACAGUAAACUCCUUUGACCAAAGAAA
Mus musculus (house mouse) is the source of this 2893-nucleotide messenger RNA. It is a transcript of the gene Tmem25, whose product is annotated as transmembrane protein 25. Gene Ontology annotation, cellular component: late endosome; lysosome; plasma membrane. The coding region runs from base 878 to 1690 and encodes 270 amino acids. NCBI's taxonomy places the organism in Eukaryota, Metazoa, Chordata, Mammalia, Rodentia, Muridae. The record is from RefSeq and is a predicted model, not a curated record. The transcript has 8 exons.